UGCGUUUUCAAAAUGGCGACCACACAGUUCAGAACAUAUGUUUGGGAUCCUGUCUUAAUAAUUUCUCAAAUUAUCGCUCUACAGUGUACAUAUUAUCUCUCUUUAGGGUUCUUGGUAUACUUAGUUGAUUAUUGGUCAAGUUCAAUGCGAUCUCUUGAUCAGUUCUUCAAUUAUAAGGAAAUAACUACUUCUACGUUAAAAGGAAAGCUUCUUAUAACUUCAUUUUGCCUUAAUUCGUUGGCUGGGGCUAUGGCUUUAUGGUUCAUUGUUAAAAGAGGCAAACAAUGUUUAGACUUCACUACCACAAUAUUUGUCAUCCAUCUACUAUUGUGCUGUGUAUACUAUGGAUUCCCUUUGUCUUGGACUUGGUGGAUUGUGAACAUUGUUUGGGUGGCUUUAAUGGCCAUUAUUGGGGAGUUCGUCUGUAUGAGAACUGAACUAAGAGCCAUCAUGGUGUCUGUUGGAUCUGCAAGAAAUUCUGUCUGAGAUAAAUUUAUUAAAUGCAUUUCAAACAAUUAAUGAUAGGCUGCUUAAAGUGGGUUUUUUAUGGCUUUUAUUACAAGACUGUGAAUCUGCUAUUUCAACUCCACAAUUCUUCGUAAUGGAUUGCCCAAGAGGUGAUAUGUAUAUGAAUCAUGUCAGGAUUACAACGGUUGAGUAGCUAUCUGCUUUCAUAGUGUAAGGAGGGCUUAAAAUAAUGGUUGAUCAGUUGCCAGUCAUUUUUCUUACUCAGAUUGGGUCAGAAUUUGUGGAUCUCAGCAACACAUACAUCCCUAUCAAAACCAGACCAAGUGUCAACGGCAUGAGAAAUGCCUUGAUUGAUGUUUGCAAAACCCACUUUGUUGCGACUGGGAAUAAUUUUGUGUAUGAUAUUAAAACAUUAUUAUCCAUGAUAAAUGAGAAAUAUGUAUAGUGUAUAAAGUAUAAUUAUUGUAUUAAUAAAAAAUAGGAUAGGAAUUGUACACAAAGUUAAAUUAUGAAGCUCUAAGAAAUAGACCUUUUACUGAUACGGCAGCUAUCUUAAAUUAUGGGGUUCCCAGUGAGAGCAAUCUUAGAAAUAUUUAUAAAGCAUAAAGUGACAAAGUUACUUUUCAAAUUAUUUUACUCCAACGAAGGACUAGCAUCUGAAACGUCAGUAAGUUUUUCACCUUUUCAUGGUGUCAAAUUUACCCUUUUAUCAUUACUAAAUGAUAUUAUUUUAUGCUUUGUUGUUUUACAUAUGCCUCCAUGUGUUUUACAUAUAGCUACAUUGGAUAACAUGAAGUUAUAUAAAACGACACCCUGACAGUUAUGCUGUCUAUAAAUGUUCCAGUAUUUUUCCCUUGGCAUCCAAUAAUCUCUUACUUAAAACAACAGAAUUCAAGAUGACUGCCGUAUCAGUAAUCAUCAUGAUGUGAAAACAUACCAUGAAUAAAUCUGUUAUUUUUAUCAAA
Molecule: messenger RNA, 1433 nt
Organism: Actinia tenebrosa (Australian red waratah sea anemone)
Lineage: Eukaryota; Metazoa; Cnidaria; Anthozoa; Actiniaria; Actiniidae
Product: protein SYS1 homolog
Biological process (GO): Golgi to endosome transport; protein localization to Golgi apparatus; Golgi to plasma membrane protein transport
Cellular component (GO): Golgi membrane; trans-Golgi network
Source: RefSeq, a predicted model, not a curated record